This is a messenger RNA of Strongylocentrotus purpuratus (purple sea urchin), 2994 nucleotides long. RefSeq names its product xyloside xylosyltransferase 1. The coding region runs from base 661 to 1863 and encodes 400 amino acids. Gene Ontology annotation, molecular function: UDP-xylosyltransferase activity. The record is from RefSeq and is a predicted model, not a curated record. NCBI's taxonomy places the organism in Eukaryota, Metazoa, Echinodermata, Echinoidea, Camarodonta, Strongylocentrotidae. The transcript has 2 exons.
CAUACACAGGUAUAUUAUUCGCUCGUAUCUCAGGCAAACAAUCAUUGUCGUCAACCAGCCAGGCACACAAUCACCUGCGAGGUUUAUCUCUGUCAGAGUCUGUCUCGAUAAACAGCUAAUAGCACAUAAGUGAGUGUGUUUUUCAGUGCGCGCGCGCGGCGGCGCUGAAUAUUAGUGAACCUUGGAUCUAGAUGACCAUUUUACAAGAUGACCAGUUAGUCUUCAUUUAUUGACCACCCGAGUGUCCCGACCAUCAUUUCUUCCAGGAACGUUUCGAUUUCUCGCAACAAAAGGAGAUGGUUGCAUGACGUACGCUCUUCUCACAUGUUGUAGACUGACCUCAAUGAGAGUGGAGUUUUGUCGAAGCGCAAUAAAAGACUUGACAAGAUAAUUGCGGUAAUUGCGGUCUAUUUCGCUCCUUUAUUACAUCGCCGUCGCUACAAUAGCUAUAGGCCUACUAACUUUCUUUUCAUAAUGUCGCGUUGACCAAUGCGUAUCGCAUGUUGGAAGAAAAAUUAAAAGAUCUCUUUAUCGGAAAGGAUUUUUAUCAGUCACGCAUUUGUCGUAGCGAACUUCAAGGGGAAGACAAUUGAACCUCCCCAUCGACUCUCAAAGAAUCUAUCAUCACUUCGAACUGUUAAAUAUUUGAUUUCCUCGAAGAUGUUGUGUUUCACGAGAAGAACCUCGGAUCCUCUACCCCUAGUCCGACCCAAGUCACUGACCAAGUAUCAACAUAUCACCUGGAUAACUUGGUCCCUCCUCCGACCCGUCCUCGUCAUCAUCGGUUGUUUCUGGAUUGGUUACCUGACCGCCAUCGUGGGGCCCAUGCUCCAUGCCAGUCAGGACGCCAGCACGCGGCAUCGCGUCAGCCGCUUUGCAGACUACCUCAACCUGCCCGCCAAAAUUUUCGACAACAACAAAAGCGCGCCGGAUGGGAUCCUGCGGAGGUCGAUCUCCUCGCCGCCGAGUGACGACCCGGGACGAUUCCGCUACGUGUUGAUCCCCCUCACGAGCGUAGAGACCAUGCCGUACCACAAGAAACGGUUUGAGGUGUGCAUGAAGUCGAUCCUAGAGAAGUCGUCUAUUCCUUUGUUUUUCUUCUUUGUGGUUGACGAGCCAAGUAGGCUCUAUCUGGAAGAGACGAUGACGAUGUUCAGCAGGAAGUACAGGUCAAAAGUAGAGAUACAGUAUACCUUUUUGGACCAGGAGACAAUCGCCAAGAAACUUGCCUCAUCUGUAUCGGUUGUCCAACAGAUCGUCAGCGGCAAUACCCAGGGUUACUACAACCAAUCCAUCUUCUUCUUAUCAGUAGCCAUCCAUCGGGGGAUCCUUCCUGACUUCGUUCACCAAAUCAUCAUGCUGGACACCGAUCUCAAAUUCCUCUCCGACAUCAGCGGCCUUUUUGCUCAUUUCGACAAGUUCCAAGGCAGCAACGUCAUGGGCAUUGCGCAUGAUCAGCAGCCGACGUACCGCGAUGCGUUCAAAGCGUUCCGUGCGCGCAAUCCCACUACGCGCGUGGGUUCGCCGGCCCCCGAUGGAUUACCGGGAUUCAAUAGCGGCGUUGUGCUACUGGACAUUGCUCGUAUGAGGAGCAGCCAACUCUACAAUUACUACCUCAAUCCCCCCGUAGCGGAACUAAUCUCGAGAAAAUAUUUAUUCAAGGGAAGCUUGGGCGAUCAAGAUUUUUAUUCGCUCAUUGGUAAUGAAAGAGAAAAUUUAUUUUAUGUUUUGCCUUGUUCAUGGAAUAGGCAUCUUUGUAGAAAACUGUACGACGAGUACGCCCCUGUCUUUGAUUCUUACUUCAACUGUGAUGGAAAGAUUCAUAUAUACCAUGCCAGCUGUAAUUCCACUAUGCCUGUGUAAAUAACCAAGAGACUCUUUUUUAAAGUAUAUGAUAAACAUCUUGACGCCUGCAAAAUAGGCAAACAUUAGAGAUGCAGACAUUUGGUUUGUCGAAUAGUACAUUCCUCUUCGCUUUCUGAAUCACGACCAACAUGGCUUCGACAGUCGUGCAUAUAUCAGAAGCGAUUGGAGAUUGGAAGUGUUUCUGAAAGGUUAGUCGGUUACUAUAUAGUAGCUUCUCGAUUUUGCACACGAACCGCAGAUUCUCCGUCCGUGUUAAGCUUGCGAAAACUCCCUACUAUAAUUAUGUGCCGCUCGGACACUAUAAUUAGCUUAUAGAGGUUUCACCAGCCUGUCGCGGCUUUACAACGCCUGCUUGACCGGCUUGUAAUUUUAAAACUCGAACAAUGCUGUUCCGGUGCUGUGUGAACCCCCAGUGUUGUUUAAAACUUCGAGGUUUCGCAAACGUGAUAGUUAAAAACUACGAAGGUUUUGUGCGGACAUACCUAAUGAAAGUGAUUUUAUUUAAGUUCAUUUGUGUUCAAGAACAAGAAAAAUUAAAUUUAAAAUUGUGAAUAAUUCAUUUAGUGGAUGAAUAUGGAAUCAAGAAUGAAUCUUGUCGAGGACAUUAUUAUUAUAAAACAAUCAAGAGAUGUCACUCAGGGGAGAUGUUCUUUAAUUUAAUUUAAGAAUUAUAUGUCAUAUUCAGAUAUUCAUUACGAUAAUUAUUCUAUGUGUUAUUAUUGUCAUAAUUAAGAACGCAUACAUGCAACUGGUAUUAUGUGGGAACGACGUAGGCAUGAUUUUGCGAAUAUUAUUUUAUACAAUACAACGAUUAAAUGGUGCUUUGUCUUCACUAUUUGGGGUCAAUAGACGAAUAAUAGUUCAAUGCAUAAUCUCCGAGCCUGUUUUUGAUUGAGCAAGCUCGAUUGGGAUAUAAGAAUCUUCAUAUUUCCAUUUUUGUACCGAUUUUACAUUCAGAUAGCAACAUGAAUAUUAUAUUAUCGCAUGCUGUAUGAUUUAUGAGGUCUGAGUAUAUAUUGUUCAUUAUAUUAUUUGGGUACAUGUUCAAAUUAUCGAUGAUGUAUUUAUCAGGGACGAACUAUAAUUAUCAUGUACAAUGGUGACUUGUAAUAAAUGAUAAUAUUCAUA